AUGAAAUUGAUUUCUGCACAAGAGGUAGAAAAACACAAUAAAAAGGAAGAUUGCUGGGUAAUUAUUCAUGGAAAAGUCUAUGAUCUUACCGCUUUUCUUCCCGAGCAUCCUGGCGGACAAAAUGUUAUUCUUAAACAAGCCGGUAAAGAUGCUACCGCCGCAUUUGAUCAGAUUCAUCCGAGAGAUAUUAUCGAUCAAUAUCUUUCACCUGAAGUGUGUCUUGGCUCUGUUGACCCGGCGACAGUCGUUCAAACCGUCAAAGUAGAAACGGAAGAGGAGAAACUUCGUCGUAAAGUCAACGAAAAGAAACCAUCAUUAAUUGAAAUGCUUAAUGCAUAUGAUUUUGAGGCAGUUGCUUCGCAGGUAUUAACUGCAGAAGCCUGGGCUUAUUACAGUUCUGGAUCUGACGAUGAAAUUACAUUGCGCGAAAAUCAGAACGCGUUUCAUCGUAUUUGGCUACGACCAAGAGUAAUGAUCGACGUAACAAAUGUUGAUAUGAGCACGAAAUUACUUGGUUAUGAUUCCUCAUUUCCAGUCUAUAUUUCGGCCACUGCAUUAGGGAAAUUAGGUCAUCCUGAAGGGGAAGUUGUAUUAACUCGAGCCGCAAACACACAGAAGAUUGUUCAAAUGUUACCAACGUUAGCAUCUUGUUCACUUGGCGAGAUGACGAACGCACGUGGAAAAGAUCAAAUCCAAUUCUUUCAAUUAUACGUAAAUCGUGAUCGUGCAGUCACGGAACGAGUAGUGAGAUCUGCCGAGGAAAAAGGAUGUAAAGCAUUAUUUAUCACAGUUGAUGCGCCACAAUUGGGUAAACGCGAAAAAGAUAUGCGAGUUAAAUUUAUUGCUGAUCCACCAGAUAUACAAGAUGAAAAAUCUGUAAGACGUAAUUUAGGUGCAGCAUACGCAAUAUCAGCUUUUAUUGAUACAGCUCUGAAUUGGAACGAUUUGGAAUGGUUUAAAUCAAUUACUUCUAUGCCGAUUCUAUUAAAAGGAAUUCAAACAGCAGAAGAUGCAGUUUUGGCUGCUAGACAUGGAUGUGCUGGUAUUGUGGUCUCCAAUCAUGGAGGUCGUCAAUUAGAUUUUGGUCGAUCAGGAAUCGAAAUACUCCCCGAAGUUGUGCAUGCAUUAAAAAACGCGGGUUACGAGGGUAAACUAGAGAUUUAUGUGGAUGGUGGGGUACGUCGAGGCUCUGAUAUAUUUAAAGCGAUUGCAUUAGGUGCCAAAGCUGUUGGAAUUGGUCGACCCUCGUUAUAUGCGAUGUCUGCUUACGGACAACCAGGCGUUGAGAGAUUACUGCAAUUACUGAAGGAUGAAUUGGAGAUGACAAUGCGUCUUGCCGGUGCCAAAUCUUUGGCGGAUAUUCGACCAGAGAUGGUUGAUAUUCGAAAUCUUCAUGAUCAUGUGUUUACACCCAAAAAUUAUUUGAUGUCUAAUGUGUAUGAUAGGUUGACUCCAAGGAAAGCAAAGUUGUAA
This is a messenger RNA of Ambispora gerdemannii, 1473 nucleotides long. Lineage: Eukaryota; Fungi; Glomeromycota; Glomeromycetes; Archaeosporales; Ambisporaceae. The record is from the annotation of a GenBank genome assembly.